Molecule: messenger RNA, 1242 nt
Organism: Nymphaea colorata (pocket water lily)
Lineage: Eukaryota; Viridiplantae; Streptophyta; Magnoliopsida; Nymphaeales; Nymphaeaceae
Product: NADPH-dependent aldehyde reductase-like protein, chloroplastic
Exons: 1
Coding region: 62-901 (279 amino acids)
Source: RefSeq, a predicted model, not a curated record
CCCCUCCCCUCCUUCCACCGCAGAGAAACCCUUACACGUGUUGAGCAGUUUCCCGACCACCAUGCCGGUAUCCGCCGCAGCUACCGCCGAGGCCACGGCCACCAUCGACGACACACCCCACUGCCUGACAUUGCAGGACCGGGUGGUGAUCGUCACCGGUGGCUCUCGCGGAAUCGGCCGCGGAAUAGCCCUCCACCUCGCUCAACUCGGCGCUCGUGUGGUCGUCGCCUAUGCCUCUUCCGCCACCGACGCCGACGGAGCCGUCUCGGCCAUCAACUCCUUCCCCCCUUCCCCCGCCCUCACGCAGCCCCGAGCCAUUGCUGUCCGGGCCAACGUCUCCGACGCCGCCGACGUCAAGGCCCUCUUCGACGCCGCCGAGGCGUUCGGCGGUGGGGCCCCGGCGUACGUCCUGGUGAACUCCGCCGGGGUCCUCGACUCGACGUACCCGCCGAUAUCCGCGACGUCGGAGGAGGAGUGGGAGCGGAUAUUCGAAACGAACGCCAAGGGGACGUUCCUCUGCUGCCGUGAGGCCGCGAACCGGCUGAGGCGCGGCGGUGGCGGCAGGAUCAUCAACAUUUCGUCGUCGCUGGUGGCCGCGCUCCGGCCGGGAUAUGGCGCCUACAUCGCAUCUAAGGCCGCGGUGGACGCGAUGACGAAGAUCUUGGCGAAGGAACUCAAGGGCUCCUGCAUCACCGCCAACUGCGUCGCGCCGGGCCCGGUGGCCACCGAGAUGUUCUUCGCAGGGAAGACACCGGAGGUGGUGGAGCGUAUCACCUCGGAAAGUCCAAUGGGCCGUCUCGGGACGCCGGAGGACGUCGCCGCCGUCGUGGGAUUCCUCGCCGGAGACUCUGGCCUGUGGGUGAACGGUCAGGUUAUUAGGGUCAAUGGUGGGUAUAUUUGAAAAGAAGGAGAUGUCUGUGGUCCUCCUUCCUCAGUCCUGGCUCUUCCCGCAUUUCUUCGGACCGAUGAGUCCUCGUUAGUGGUCCACUGUGAGCGUUUUUGGGGUGUUUUCUUGAGGGAGGCAGAAGUUUGCGAUUUUGCUGGACUUGUUGAGAAAUGAGAACUUCGUGAACAGUUGCACGGUUAUGUGUAAAGAUGGGGUUUUGGUAUCAUAGGAGAUCUUCUUUCUGUAUAAUUAGGAGCAGUUGAAAAGAAGAGUUUCUGGGUAUUGCAUGUCUCUUGUAGAUCAGUGUUUGUACAAUCCUUAAAAUCAAGAAACUUUGAUUUCCCGAGUUCCUACCA